GUGGUUACCUCGUACCUUCUUUUGGACGUGUCACGCUUUUCAUCCAUAAAAUUACCAAAUUUUCAGUUUUGUGUUUGCUGAGAUCGGAUUCCCGUUUAUUUGAGAGAAAAUGCCCGCCGCAGCUGAGCCAAAAUUGAGACCGCAAGCCGAUGACAAAGAAGUCGGUAUUAAUGCCAUUUUGUUGGGUCCUCCAGGCAGCGGCAAAGGCACACAAGCCCCUUUGCUGAAGGAGAAAUAUUGCGUGUGUCACUUGAGCACGGGAGACAUGUUACGCGAAGAAAUCUCCAAAGGAUCCAAACUCGGCGCACAACUGAAAAAAAUUAUGGAUGAGGGAAAGUUGGUGUCGGAUGACUUGGUUGUCGACAUGAUUGACAGCAAUUUGGACAAGCCAGAGUGCAAAAACGGCUUUUUACUCGAUGGAUUCCCGCGAACUAUCGUGCAAGCCGAAAAAUUAGACAAUUUGUUGGAAAAGCGCAAAACCCCCUUGGAUGCUGUGGUUGAAUUCAGCAUUGACGAUAGUUUGCUUGUGCGACGAAUUACCGGAAGAUUGAUUCAUCAGCCCAGCGGAAGAUCGUAUCACGAGGAAUUCCAUCCGCCAAAGGUUGCGAUGAAAGAUGAUGUCACGGGAGAGCCUUUGAUUCGUCGCAGCGACGAUAAUGCCGAAGCCCUGAAGAAACGCCUCGAGUCGUAUCACAAACAGACGAAACCCCUUGCCGAUUAUUACGCGUUGCGCGGUUUGCAUUUCAAAGUUGACGCUGCCAAAAGUGCGAGCGAGGUCUUUGCCAACAUCAACAGCAUCUUCACGAGACAGAAAAAGGCACACGGAUCAAUUCUAUAAACUAAAAAAAAAAACUAAAAAAUCGAAACCUCACAAAAGCAACUUACCUGAUUUACACCAAAAGUCAACAUUUUCUCUCUCUUUUUUUUAGUUAAAAAAUUUUGGCGUGCAUUUAAUUUCAUUUUACGUUUUUUCUUCAAUUUACAUCCAAACGAGAUGUACAUAAAAAAAUCUUAUCAGAGCAAUAUUUAUCACGACGAUGACAG
This is a messenger RNA of Culicoides brevitarsis, 1044 nucleotides long. It is a transcript of the gene Ak2, whose product is annotated as adenylate kinase. NCBI's taxonomy places the organism in Eukaryota, Metazoa, Arthropoda, Insecta, Diptera, Ceratopogonidae. The record is from RefSeq and is a predicted model, not a curated record. The coding region runs from base 110 to 838 and encodes 242 amino acids. Gene Ontology annotation, biological process: ADP biosynthetic process. Gene Ontology annotation, molecular function: ATP binding; AMP kinase activity. The transcript has 3 exons. Gene Ontology annotation, cellular component: cytoplasm; mitochondrion.